CACACACACACACACACACACACACACACACACACACACACACACACACACAUACCCUCAUUAGUGUGCACUAUGAGACUGUGAGUGAAGACUUAACUGCGACUGUGAAUCAUCGGUUUAAUUCUGACGAGAUGAAUCCUGCGUGCGCGCGCUGUGCAAAGAUCGUUUAUCCUACAGAAAAAAUCAACUGCCUCGAUAAGAACUGGCAUAAGGGCUGUUUUCAUUGUGAAGUGUGUAAGAUGACUCUCAACAUGAAGAACUACAAAGGCUACGACAAGAAACCCUACUGCAGUGCUCACUAUCCAAAGACAUCGUUCACAAUCGUGACAGAUACACCGGAGAACCUUCGUCUGAAACAUCAGAGCGAGUUACAGAGUCAGGUGAGAUAUAAGCGAGACUUUGAGGAGAGUAAAGGACGUGGAUUCAGUAUCGUCACAGACACUCCAGAGCUGCAGAGAUUUAAACAAACACAAGAAAACAUCAGCAACGUCUGAUCACGUUUAAUAUGAAUGCAGCAGCUGAUGUGAUGGUGUCAGACGGUUAGUUGUCUGUGACAGAGGACAUCUGGGCGUUUGGACAUUCCUGUGAUAAACUCAAGUGUUUCUAAAUGUGGAUGACGCUUCA
Molecule: messenger RNA, 624 nt
Organism: Misgurnus anguillicaudatus (oriental weatherfish)
Lineage: Eukaryota; Metazoa; Chordata; Actinopteri; Cypriniformes; Cobitidae
Product: LIM zinc-binding domain-containing Nebulette-like
Cellular component (GO): focal adhesion
Molecular function (GO): actin filament binding
Source: RefSeq, a predicted model, not a curated record